Dissoconium aciculare CBS 342.82 is the source of this 1248-nucleotide messenger RNA. Its product is annotated as HIRA-interacting protein 5. Gene Ontology annotation, cellular component: mitochondrion. The record is from RefSeq and is a predicted model, not a curated record. NCBI's taxonomy places the organism in Eukaryota, Fungi, Ascomycota, Dothideomycetes, Mycosphaerellales, Dissoconiaceae. The coding region runs from base 263 to 1207 and encodes 314 amino acids. Gene Ontology annotation, biological process: iron-sulfur cluster assembly. The transcript has a single exon. Gene Ontology annotation, molecular function: iron ion binding; iron-sulfur cluster binding.
GGCCGUGGCGUCGGGCGCUCUUGUCUUUCCCGAGCGCCUUCUGCCCUCUCACGUGGGGAUUGAGUCCAACUAUUGCCUUGCCGAAUUCUGCUUACCUGAUCAUCCGACGCUCCAGGGCCGUUUCUGACGCCAUGUCAAGGUUGUUCAUUCUCAACGUCCUUCACUUCUGUCGACGCAUUACAAUUUUCAUCAAUCUGUCGCGACUCCAGAAUUGACCUGCGCGCAACUCCCUGCCAAAUUCAACAUCACAGAGCUAGGCCUGAUGUCUUCAAAUUCCGCCGUGCGAUGCUUGUCACGAGCACUGCCUCGUCCCACAUCUACCUUAGGCUCCACGACAAAUCGACUUGCGCAACGCUCGGUGGGAUGGCAGUCUCGAUCUUUCGGUGGUGCUCCCAGAUCAACAGCCUUGAGUGCGUCAAAUCGACAUCGUCGCCCGCUCCCUGCUUCACAUACUCAGUCACUAGCGAGCCCAUCGAUAACUGCCGCGCAAGGCAAGCGAAGCAUCUUCAUACAGACUGAAGAAACCCCGAAUGCAGACGCUCUGAAAUUCCUUCCGAAUCAGAAUGUCUUGCCCGAAGGCUUUCCAUCGUCGUUCCUCGAGUACAUGACUCCGCGAUCAACGCUCGCGCCGCCCCAUCCUUCGCCGCUCGCCGCAAACCUGAUGAAUGUGGAGGGCGUAAAAAGUGUUUUCUAUGGUCGGGAUUACAUUACUGUCACAAAGGACAGCGGCACACAUUGGGCGCAUGUCAAACCAGAGGUUUUCAGUCUCAUCACCGAAGUGGUCACCAAUGGAUCGCCGAUUGUAAACAUUGUGGAGAACAAGACGGGCGAGGACGGUCAGGGUGGCGCAAGUGACGUACAACCAACAUUUGCGCCAGAGGACGAAGAGAUAGUGGGCAUGAUCCAGGAAUUGCUCGAGACGCGUAUUCGACCAGCAAUUCAGGAGGAUGGCGGCGAUAUUGAAUUCCGGGGGUUUCAUGAUGGACAGGUCAUGCUGAAACUACGUGGAGCAUGCCGCACGUGCGAUAGCAGCACGGUCACACUCAAAAAUGGAAUUGAGAGCAUGUUGAUGCAUUACAUUGAGGAGGUUAAGGGUGUCCAGCAGGUCCUUGACCAGGAAGAAGAGAUCGCCCUCCAGGAAUUCGCCAAAUUUGAAGAGAAGCUUCAAGCACAGAAGGGACAGGCUCCUACAUCACCGGCAUCCUGAACAAGCCUGACGCUGACGCGUAUGCUACCUUGUAAUAUCAU